UACAGCGCAACCAAAAACCAAAAUAAAAGCAGCGACUACCGAUGAGCAAAACAAACAUUCAGCUUUAAAAACACAUUCUAGGAUUAAAUGACCGCCUGCACAUGUCACUGCCGCGCAUCACAGACUUUGAAAUCCUCGAGAAACUCGGAGCAGGCAGCUAUGCCACCGUCUAUAAAGCGCGCCACAAAAAGCAGCGCACUUUCCACGCCAUCAAAUAUGUGGAAAUGUCAACGUUAUCGCAAACCUCGCGGGAGAACCUAAUCACCGAGAUCCGCCUCCUCCGAGACUUGAAACACAAGUACAUUGUGACUCUUCAGGACUUCUUUUGGGACGACAAGAAUAUUUACAUCGUGCUUGAGUACUGCAACGCUGGUAAUCUCUCUGCAUUUAUACGAACAAAAAAGGCUUUGCCGGAGAGCACUUGUCGGUACUUUUUACGGCAAUUGGCAGCGGCCGUGCAGUAUAUGAGGGCCAAUGAUGUGUCCCACUUUGAUUUAAAGCCACAGAACCUGUUGCUAACCCGAGGAGCCAAUAAUGUUUCCCUCAAGGUGGCGGAUUUUGGUUUUGCCCAGCACUUGAAGCUGGGUGAGAUCAACCAGCAGCUGAAAGGUUCUCCCCUAUAUAUGGCUCCGGAGAUUGUUCGGAAGCAUCAGUAUGAUGCAAAGGCGGAUCUUUGGAGUAUCGGUGUGAUCUUGUAUGAGUGUCUUUUCGGAAAAGCGCCCUACAGCUCCAGGACUAUUGAGGAGCUGUUGCUGCGCAUCCGCACUGCCGAACCCAUCACACUGCCACCGAAUGCUAGCAUUAGCAACGAGUGCCACGAUCUCUUGCAGCGCCUUCUUGCCCACGAGCCCACGGAGCGUAUUUCUUUCGAGGAGUUUUUCGCCCACCCGUUUCUUGAUCUCAAGACGUUUCCCUCGGAGCAUACCCUGCAGAAGGCUAUCGAUUUGGUUACCCAAGCCUGCUCCUACGAUGAGAAACGAAACUACAAAGAAGCUUACUACCUAUACUGCAGUGCCUUGCAGUACUUUGUGCCUCUAAUCACGGAGGAGACGGAUGCCACUAAACGUCAGGCCCUGCGUAAUCGCGCUUUGACGUACAUGAAGCGCGCCGAGGAGAUCAAGAACUGCAUUAUCGAGGAUGAGUAUAGAAUGUUGGCAGAACGGCAAAAACGCGACGCUGCCUCCGCAACUGUUUCAUCUACAAAAGCCGCGGCGGACGCUCCUGCUGCUGCCCAGCCGACAGAUCCGCAGCCUAGCAGCUCACGGAUGACCGAAAUGCUGGAACCGGAUGCGCGUUACAAGCAGCUUUUUGCCUUGUCGCACUCAAGUCCGUCCCUUAAGACUGGCCUGGAAAUCGGACGGAAGGGGGAACUGUAUUUGUAUGAACGGAAGCUGGAUGCGGCCCUGGAGUCGUAUACCACAGCGCUCGGUGUCUUGGUGCCAUUUGUUAACAACGAACCCAAGGGAGAGCGACGUAAUUUAUUACUGCAACAGUUGGAGUUCUGGAUGAAGGAGGCUGAGAGCAUCAAAAGCAUACUAAAUGCCAAGCAUAUGGACGAGGAGGAGCAUAAACUGUCCACGCAAUCCUCAAAGAGAGCUCUCACAUUCCCGGGCUGGUCAAGUCGGACACAUUUGUAUUUGAUUGUAUUGAUUGUGCUUUAUUUGAUUAAAAUGGUUUAAAGAGCAA
Messenger RNA from Drosophila bipectinata, 1686 nucleotides. It is a transcript of the gene Aduk, whose product is annotated as Another Drosophila Unc-51-like kinase. The record is from RefSeq and is a predicted model, not a curated record. Gene Ontology annotation, cellular component: cytosol; autophagosome; cytoplasm. Gene Ontology annotation, molecular function: protein serine/threonine kinase activity; ATP binding. Gene Ontology annotation, biological process: reticulophagy; autophagosome assembly; regulation of autophagy. Lineage: Eukaryota; Metazoa; Arthropoda; Insecta; Diptera; Drosophilidae.